AUGCUGAUAGUGGCACUGCCGUUACACGCAUUGGCAGCAUCCUUUCUCUGGCAACCAGGAGAAGCUUUCUCGCUAUUUCCUUCUGCUGCCACUACGUCUUCUUCUCUUUCCAUGGGAGGAUAUUAUGCCGAUCCAGAGGUACCAUUGGAUCAAUCCAAUACUCACAUGGUGUUUGGACAACGUUGCUUGGAAACCAAAGUGGCGGUAACCGAAGAAACAACGCUCGUGUGGCUUCAACCAACAAACACCAAUGACGACGACGCCGGUCAAGUAGAAGUGGAUCAUGGGCCUCUUUUAGUACAGCAUCUGCUGCAUUCUUUGUCAUUCAAUAAUAAUAAUCAGGGAUGCUCUGUCCUCGAAAUUGGAGCCAGUAGUUUUUCGCUGGCGGCACUCUUGGCGCUGGACGCAUCCUUCGUGGUGGUAUGUCACCCACAGGAGCAACGGCUUCGGAUCGUAGACCACACACGGCAAUUUCUAAACCCAGAGUUACAGCAGCAAUCCUCAAAGGGAAGCUUUCAAACCGAGGUGCUCCAACCAGGAAUCCCUUUACCCAAAGCCGACGUUAUUGUUUUCACAACGACAGCUUGGGAUCGUCUGGAGGAAGCCGUUUCCAGUGAUCCAAUGGUGGUGUUGGUGCCACUCAGUAUCAUUUCUCAAGAUCAAUUGCAAAACUAUGAGUACGAGGAGACCAAUGGAGUAGUGCAAAUCAUUGCGGUCAAGAAGAAUGUUUGA
This is a messenger RNA of Seminavis robusta, 732 nucleotides long. The record is from the annotation of a GenBank genome assembly. NCBI's taxonomy places the organism in Eukaryota, Bacillariophyta, Bacillariophyceae, Naviculales, Naviculaceae.